This is a messenger RNA of Bipolaris zeicola 26-R-13, 150 nucleotides long. RefSeq names its product carbohydrate-binding module family 1 protein. The record is from RefSeq and is a predicted model, not a curated record. Gene Ontology annotation, biological process: carbohydrate metabolic process. The transcript has a single exon. Lineage: Eukaryota; Fungi; Ascomycota; Dothideomycetes; Pleosporales; Pleosporaceae. Gene Ontology annotation, cellular component: extracellular region. Gene Ontology annotation, molecular function: cellulose binding. The annotation marks the transcript as partial.
AACUACGACGGCAGCUACGGCAGUGGCCACGGUAACAGUGACAGUGUCUCGCUAUUCGGACGCUGCGGUGGCAAGGGUUACACUGGACCCACUACUUGCCGUUACGGCAGGUGUGUCGCAUUCAACCCAUGGUUCUCCAUGUGUAUCUAA